Molecule: messenger RNA, 1924 nt
Organism: Mauremys mutica (yellowpond turtle)
Lineage: Eukaryota; Metazoa; Chordata; Testudines; Geoemydidae
Gene: TFB1M
Product: transcription factor B1, mitochondrial
Exons: 8
Coding region: 260-1303 (347 amino acids)
Biological process (GO): rRNA methylation; transcription initiation at mitochondrial promoter
Cellular component (GO): mitochondrial matrix
Molecular function (GO): rRNA (adenine-N6,N6-)-dimethyltransferase activity; mitochondrial transcription factor activity
Source: RefSeq, a predicted model, not a curated record
CUGGCAGCAGGGCUCGGGACAUCGGAGUUCACGUAACUCACGCGGCGGCGCAGACAAAGCGAACCUGGGGCAGGGAAAGCGCGGGCGGAACCCAGCUGUACCCGGCAGCCGAGCCCAACGCCCGGCGGAGCCGCCACGCGCACAGCAAGAACUACCCGGCGGCGCUAGCAGGACACCGCCACGCACUACUGCGCCUGCGCAGUGUGAGGCCCAUGACCCUGAAUCGGCCUGGGGGAGCAAGAGUUAACAGUCUUGGCCAAUGGCUGCUUCAGGAAAGAUGGCUGCUUUCCGUCUACCACCUCUGCCAACUGUUAGAGAAAUUAUUAAACUGUUUAAUCUCCGAGCACAAAAGCAGCUAUCCCAGAAUUUUCUCCUGGAUCUGAGAUUGACAGAUAAGAUAGUGAGACAGGCUGGCAAGCUGAAAGAUGCCCAUGUCUGUGAGGUGGGCCCUGGGCCAGGAGGAAUUACAAGAUCCAUUCUCAAUGCUGAUGUUGCUCAACUCCUGUUAGUUGAAAAAGAUACUCGAUUUAUUCCAGGACUGCAGAUGCUGUCUGAAGCAGUUCCAGGAAAAGUGCACAUUGUUCAUGGGGACAUUUUGACAUACAAGAUGGAGAGAGCUUUUCCAAAACACCUUCAAAAGAAGUGGGAAGAUGAUCCACCAAAUGUGCAUAUCAUUGGAAAUCUGCCGUUCAGUGUUUCAACUCCUCUGAUCAUCAGGUGGCUUGAAAAUGUUUCCAAUAGAGAUGGACCUUUUGUUUAUGGCAGAACUCAGAUGACUUUGACUUUUCAGAAGGAAGUGGCAGAGAGGCUCACAGCCACCACAGGAAGCAAGCAACGUAGCAGACUGUCCAUCAUGUCUCAGUACCUCUGCACUGUUCAAAACCGUUUCACAAUUCCAGGUCGAGCCUUUGUUCCAAAACCAGAGGUGGAUGUGUCAGUAGUGCACUUUACCCCUUUGGUGCAACCAAAGAUACAGCAACCCUUUAAGCUGGUGGAAAGGGUCGUUAAAAGUGUUUUUCAGUUCAGAAGAAAAUACUGCUGUCGGGGAGUGGAAAUCCUGUUUCCAGAAGCUGAACGCUUGGAAAAAAGUGAACAGAUGCUGAUGUUGGCAGAUGUGGAUCCAACUCUGCGUCCAGCUCAGCUCUCCAUUUUACAUUUUAAAAACCUGUGUGAUGCAUACAGGAAAAUGUGUGAUGAAGACACAAACCUUUUCAGUUACAACUACAGGGAAGAACUGAAGCAGAAGAAGAGAACUAGAAAAAAAGGAUCCUUGGAGCAGUCUGAACAGGGAGACCAGCUCUAACAAAUCAGGCACACACUUUUUUUUUAGUAAAAGGAGACUGUUUUCAAGAUUACACAUCUAUAUAUACACACUUUGUUAAAAUACUGGAGGAAGGGGGCGAGGGUCCUAUCUUUCUGUAUAGCAGAAUGGAAUAAAUAAGGAAGAGGAUGCCCUGAAUAUGGGAUCCUUAACCUGCUAAGGUUUGGUGUAUUCUCCACUCUGGUUUUCAGGUCCUGAUUCAGCAAGGUAAAGUUAGACACAUGCUUCAGAACCUGGCGAAUGGGGGCCUCUCUGAAAUUUGUAUGAGUGAGUCCUUAAAGUAAAAUUUUACUUACUAUUCCAGUAUACCAAACAAUAUAAUGUGAUAGUGGUUUUUCAUUUCACUCUCCUUAUCCUAGAAACACUCUACUGGGCAGAAAUCUUAUAUUAAUGUACUCAAGCAAAUAGCUUCACCAAGGAUAAAGUGCACAGAAGGCCUGCUAAUACUCUUACUUAUCCCAAACAAAAGAACUCAGUCUUGAAAGCUCCAGUUGGAGAAAGCUGUGAAUAAAGCAAGAAACUAGACAUAAUGCUCAUUUUCCUUUUACUGUACAAGUUGGUAGAGAAAAUAAAAAUACAAUCAAAUAAAAGAUUACAGUACAA